This is a messenger RNA of Seminavis robusta, 2218 nucleotides long. Lineage: Eukaryota; Bacillariophyta; Bacillariophyceae; Naviculales; Naviculaceae. The record is from the annotation of a GenBank genome assembly.
CAUCGCCAUCGUAAUCAUCGUCUUCUCUCAGAAGGCAGUGAAGGGUACCGGUAUCGGAUAGAGUCGGGAAGUUAUCUCUGAAGUACUUGCAAUCUGUCACUUUGGACUAGAGUUGUACCAUAACGAAACCUCUAUCUUUAAAUCUGGACCUCCUUCCAUCGUUCCUCAACAACCCGGUGGUGAUAAAGAGACUGCAUCAUGGCCACGGUAGAGGCCCUUCAGGAGUUGCUGGAUUCCUUGCUGCAAAGAGCCGAAGAAGACGAAGAAUGUCUCCGUUCCAUUUCCAAGACGGGCAAUGUGAUUAUUCCACCCGAGUCGGCUUGCUUUGCCCAUUGUGCCUACUGCGACAAGUAUCGGCAAGAGCGCUUUCAAAUUACCUGUCGCCGCUGUCAAGGAACCGUCUAUUGCAGCUUUGAUUGUCAAACCAAUGACUGGAAGAAUGGUGUGCAUCGCAAGUUUUGCAGCAAGAUUAGUCGCUUAAAGAGUCGGGUAGCGGAAUUGAGCAACCAGUACUCGGAGACCAACGGUAUUAUGGAUGUCUUUGAUCGAACGAAUGCCAUGGUCUUUUACUUUGGAGAUCCCGUCCGAGGGCUGGGAACCGUCGGUCAGGAUUUCAUGUGGGAGCGAAUGAAACUGGUCCAUGCGUAUAUGCAACAAGCCACGGAAUCCAUGAUCCCUUCCAACGAACCCAUGGCGCUGUUUUGGAGCGGUCGUCGAACCAGCCACGGAAGUAGAAGACUUCCUUGGAAUCAUCGAUUGCCACCAGAGCCUUCGCAGAGCCAUGAGAACACCAACAACAACACCGACAAUACAAACAACAACACUUUGAUUCAUCCACCACCUCGUUGGAAUCGGUUGGCACUGGAGCUGGUAUUGGAACAUUGCUUGGAUUUGCUGCAUCUGGAUCCAGUCGAAGCCGAUAGUUGCACAAGAACACUCGUCGCCCACUGUCUCUUGAUUCUGGAACGAUAUCAACAGCUGUACGACUUUGUCAAGUAUUGGAACAUUAUCCCUCGCAGACUUCGAUCCAUCAAACGGAAUUAUCCAGCCUUUUCCGAGUUUGAUGAAAUCUUGAAUCAUACCGCCCUGGAACCCAGCACGUUUUUAAGAAUCCAAUCACCCCAGAAUUUCUUGGAAGAUCAGUCCAACUUGGUGUUGCGUGCCCCGGCAACAAGACCCAACGAUGACAACAUGAUAACACUAUCAUUCCCCGGUCCAUCGCAAAGCGAAGUGGUGUCCGUCAUGUACUUGGCAUUGGCCAAACUGCACGUGUGCCAAGCCGUCCGGGGGAUCCGAUUGGUGGCCACCAGCGCCAUUCCAUCCAUUCAAUCCGAUCUCAUUCUGGCCCAUAUAGGGAGUUUCUUGGGCGUCGAUGCGGACUGGCUCGUUCCAGAUUCGGAAGAUAUCCUCCAACGUCACUGUCACGAGCUCUUGUCGUUUGCCAAUGAGAGCAUUCCACGGUUCCUACAAGAUUUGGUGGCAUGCCCCUUGAGACCCUACAAAGACGACGAUAGCACGACCACUUCUUCCAUUUUUGACGACACGUCCAAUAUUGUCCGGCUCCCAUCCAUUAAUUUGGUUAUUCUCAAGGCAGCUUGGAUGGAUCAUGAAUUCUCAUGGAAGUUCCUUCUCGACUACGUAGAAUCAUCACCCCACAAUCAUCACCAAGUGCCUCGACAUGAAUUCCUGCAACAAGUAUUUGACCGGGUCUCUCAUGAGGCGUACAGUCGAGACCGAACAGCUGACGUGGGACGAGAUCACUGGGAACAGGUCAAAGAUACUCCUCCAGUCCGCCAACUCCUCAAUGAAAUGGAUGGUGGCAAUCAGUUGCUCGAGUUUGAGUUUUCGGUCACGCGGAUAGUCUCACUGCUCGAAAAAGAGGGCCACAAUACACCUGAAAAUUUACAACUGCUGCUGGGCGACAAUGUCGAUUGCCAGUCGGCAUUCGACGCCAAUCGACAAUUGGCUUGCCGGUAUUUGCAGUACGUGCGAUUCUUCCCCGAUGUGGUCGCAUUCACCACGGCGCACGAGAUAUGGAUUCCAGAGGAUUCGGUCGACACAGACAACUUUCAAGAAGUCGUGCGGCAACUGAAGGAAAAGACAUUGGAUUCCGAAGCGAAUUUGAAACUCUUGUUUGGAGAGGGAGGACGAGUCUCGGAUUUGCUGCUGAUAUAUAGUCUGCUAAUGGGCCAAUAGGAUGCAAUUUUUUGAGAGCAAG